CCAGUCCGUCACACCUAGGUUCAGGCAGGUGCGCCAUCCGCACCAGAAGUUUCAGAAGUAUUUUUAGUCUUCAUUCAAAGACGAGAAUUAUCUGACAGCCUCAGCGUCAGCCUCAGCCUCGGAAUUAUUGUCAUCCUGCUUCCGUUGGCGAUUGUGACUUAGGAGAGCUUUGAGUGUUUCGUGCAGCGUUGUCCCGUAAGCUAGGUUAGACUUUGGCCUAGGGAAAGGACCAAUCAACGCAGCGACUAUGGCUCAUCAGGCCCCAAUUAUCGACCAGCUAGGAUCUCCCACCGCACCAGGUCUAGCCGCUGAUACUGAUGCGGACGGUUAUGAUUUUCUAGGUAACGGCCGUCCCGCAUCGAGCGGUGGAGAUCAUCCGGGUGAAUACGACAGCGAGGACGAGCUCUUAAAGCCGUCAGGGCCUGCCGACAUGUCUGCUUUCAAAUGCUUCGUCGCGGAAAACGUCUCCUCAAAUGUUUCCUCGCAGCCCGGGGCUACCUUUCCGCAGUCCUCCUCCUUGCGUACCGCGUCUAAACGGUUCACUGCCGCUCCUCCGGGCCCUGCGCGGUUCACUUCGGUUCCUUCGAGUUCUGCGCGGUUCACUUCGGCUCCGCCGGGCUCUGCGCGGUUCCCUCCCGGCACUAACCGUGCUCCGAACUUACCAUUUGUCGCUGGCCGUGGCGGCAAGAACUCGAAUACAGGCAGCACGGCCGGCGGGGGGAAAGGCACUAGCAGCAGCUAUGGUCGCCGCAUCAAUGGGAACCCCUCGGGUUCUGCCGGACAGCAGAAAGUUGCUGACUCGGGAAAUACAUUAUUUAGGAGCUCGGACGGUUCAGGAAGCGUCUUAAUUAAUGAUGUCAGAGGCGUUGGUAGAUCUAAUGCAGGGUUUCAGUUUGGAGGCAGUAAAUCGGGCAACAAAUCGGGCAGCAAGUCGGUUCCCAGUGCCGAUAAGUAUUCUGCUUCAAAACGCUCUAACGUGUCUCCAACCGUUGCUUCCAACGUGGUUUCGGCUGUCGCUCCAGCCAGCGCGGCUGUGGGAUGGGAACGGCCGGCAGGAGCAUCGGUGACAACGGCAGCAGCAGCAGCAGCAGCAACAACCAUGGCAGCAGCUACGACCGCCACAGUAACAGCAGCAGCGUCUACAACGACCGCAACCAAAGCGGCAGCAACGACAGCCGCAGCAGCCAGAGCAGCAGCAGGGCCAUCAGCAGCAGCAGGAACAUCAGCAGCAGCAGGAACAACACUGGCAAGAAUUACAGGAGCGGCAACAACAGCAGCAGCAGCAAGAACAUCAGCAGCAGAAACAGGAUCAGUCCCUGCUGCAGCCGAAGUACCGACCACAGCAGCAACAACAGCAACAGAGCCGGUGACAGCAGCAGGAAGCACAGGAGAAGGAUCAAGGAAAGGAGGAGGGGUGACGAGAGAAGGAGGGGUGAGAGGUGGAGGAGCGACAGCAAACGGCGAGGUAUCACCUGGAGGGGUACCAGGCGAAGGGGAACCAGUGGGGAGGACGGCGGCAGCCGUAAACAUGGUUGAGGGGGCAGCGAAGAGAGCGAGGGAGAGGGACCUGGGGGAUGUGGAAGAACACUCCGGGAUUCGCCUCAGGAACCGUUUCAUCUCUGCGCCAGUGCUCAGGCAGAAGCUGGCCGACAUCCGCUUUCUUCGCCUCGAAGCCAUCCCCUCUGCUCUGAUUGGUGGGAGGAGCCAGCUGUCGGGCGCAUGGGCCACCAUCGCCGUCAUAUCCGGGACCUCCACCACCAAGCCCUCUUCUUCCUCCCGCCCCUUCGUCUCCUGGAAACUCACUGCUCUCUCCGGUGCUUUAGGGGGAGGCCAGGGCGGAGGGAGAGGAGGAGGGGGGGGAGGGGGAGGUGGGAGGGGCGGGGGGAUGGAGGAGGUCACGCUGUUUCUGUUUGGAGCGGCGUUUGACGUGUAUUGCAGGCAAGACAGAGGGACGGUGGUGGCGGUCUUAGGAGCAGAGGCCAACCCGCCAAAGGGGAAUCUCCCACCGUCUCUCCAUGUGUUCCGAGCCAAUCAAAUCCUGCCACUUGGCACAGCGAGGGAUUUCGGCAUCUGCAAGGGGGUCACAGAAAGCAAUGAGCCAUGCCAGGCUGUUGUAAACAAAACCCUUGCGGAGUACUGCGACUGCCACAUUGCAGCAGCGUACCAGAAGAUGAAGCCAAGCCGCCUGGAACUGGAUGGCGGGAACCUUUCGACCGCCUUUCUCUUUAGGAACAACGUGCGGCGGUCCCGGCAGGUACUGCAGGGUGCUGGGCACUCGGGCAGUGAGAGCAGCAAGAGGAGGGCGAAGCCUGCAGCAGCUCUGAGCCAAGAAGCACUGAAGAGCAUUCUCAGGGAGAAGGAGAACCUCACAAGCCGGCCUGUGUCCCAGGGCAAGCGGUUCCUGGCAGCAGCAUCAGGGGAUGAGGAGCAAGCCCCAUACAUACCGCCACUUAAGCGAGCCAAGGGAGGGGAGAACGGGACAAUAGGGAGUGAGACAAUACGGAGGGGGGUUGGGGUGACCGCGAGGGUGGAUGGAUCAUGGGAGGGGGUUAAGAGAGGAGUGGAUGGGUUGGGUGGGGUUGGUAACGGUAAAGCAGGAGUUGGUGGUUUUGUGCACGAUAAGAGCCCUACUUGGAAGUCGAGAGAGCAACGUUUCCAGCCAAUGGAGAGAAUGGUGGAGCUAGUUGAUGCCAAUGAUGACGAGGAGGAUGAUAUUGGAGCAGCCAGCGAGGCCUUGAUUCUGAAUUCGUUUCUCAAGGCAAGCCAAACGGCUUGUGGUAUGUAAAGUUCAGGUUUCAUUUGAUCUCCAAGAUUAUAUGUGGCCCUUUAUUAUAACUGUUGGUGUAGGGAACAAGCGUGGACUUGUCCCCACAAUUUCACCUCCGUGUGUAAGAACCAAACCGACGUUGACGGUUCCCCGUUUCCUUCAAUCCGAUUGAAGCUGAUGCCACAUCAGACUAGGACAGUCUCCCCGUUAGGUGUUGACUGAUCUCCGUUGACGCGCCUCGCCCUUGGAUUUCUGCGAAGGCGGAAUUUCCCAUGACGUGGCAAAGUCAGAACAA
Molecule: messenger RNA, 3062 nt
Organism: Closterium sp. NIES-67
Lineage: Eukaryota; Viridiplantae; Streptophyta; Zygnematophyceae; Desmidiales; Closteriaceae
Source: the annotation of a GenBank genome assembly